Molecule: messenger RNA, 4068 nt
Organism: Myripristis murdjan (pinecone soldierfish)
Lineage: Eukaryota; Metazoa; Chordata; Actinopteri; Holocentriformes; Holocentridae
Gene: rbbp8nl
Product: retinoblastoma binding protein 8-like
Exons: 14
Coding region: 98-1981 (627 amino acids)
Biological process (GO): DNA double-strand break processing involved in repair via single-strand annealing
Molecular function (GO): damaged DNA binding
Source: RefSeq, a predicted model, not a curated record
UCACCACCAUGUAUCACUCAGUCCAUAUCAGCUGAACUGAACGUCUGAGCAAGACAAGGGUGACUUGCAGUGAGCAGCUAAAAGAGGCUUUACCUGGAUGAGAUCAGGAGCCACCAUAGCAAUGGAGAGUUUCAGUGUGCUGCUCCAUAAACUGCAAGAGGCACAUGAGCGGGAGGUGGAGGGGUGGCAGGUGAAGGUCCAGGAGCUGUCCAACAAGAAAGGCUGUGAUACAAAGCGAAUGGAGGAACUGUUCACCAGAAACCAGCAGAUGAGAGAACAGCAGAGGUUACUCACUGAAAACAUCAAGACACUGGAAAACAGGCUGAGGGCGGGGCUGUGCGACAGGUGUACAGUGACUCAGGAGGUGGCCAAGAGGAGGCAGCAGGAAUAUGAAGCCUCUCAGAUACAGAGCCUUCAGCACAUGUCUAUACUGGCUGGAGAGAUGAACAACCUGAAAAAGGAGAACAAGAGACUGAGAGAAGAGAUCAGGAGUCUGAGAGGAGCACUGGAAGGUCAGAGUGAACACUCUUCCAACAACAACAACAACAACCCAGAGGUGAAAGCAGCCAGGUCUCCUGACCUUUCACCCUCUGCUGGACCUUUGGCCCUCGUCACCACGGCAACCAGCAAAGCCCCCAACCAACCAGCAGAUGGCGAUGUUGCAAUGAAACCACAGCCAGACCAAAGAUCUGAAGAAAGCCUGUCUGAACACAGACAAACGAGGGGAUGGAGCAGAGCUCACUUUCCUGCCACUGUGACGACUCCCACGGCAGCAUCCUGGAAGACAGAACAAAGUGUAGCUCGGGGCAGUGUUGUCGAGAGGAGAGCUCAAAGUGUUGAAGGACUGGACCAGCGAGCUCCCAUCUCUCCUCAUCUUCUCCUAAAGAAUAUUCCCCACUCCUCCUCCUCCUCUUCUUCUUUGGCCAGUGGAGAAGUGAACUCGAGCAGGCACUUGCUGCACGCCCCUGUCCCAUGCCGUCCUCGCCCUAUCAAGACGACUUCUGUUUCUAUCCCAUGGUCUUUGUCCGAAACCUCUGACUGGGUCACCUUGGCUUCUUCUGUGGGGAACACCGUGGUGGUGCAGCCCAAUCACAAGCCUAACCCACCACACUUUCCCAACCUGAUCCCAACUAGCCAACAGGCCAAUCACUGCAGUUCCAGUGCCCAGGUGAGGAGGCAGGUUCUUGGACAUCCCUGGCCGAGGCAUAGCCCUCCUCAGCCCCUUACGAAAGAGCAGACAGUGGUUUUGAGGGUGAGGGGUCUGUUGGAGCAAGGGGAGAGUCAACCUAGGGCCAAAGAGGUAAAGGAGGUGCCAACAUCACCACCAAAGCCUGAGAAGGCCUUUGGAGAGGGGCUUAAAGAGGUAUAUGAGGGGCCUCUGGACCUAUCAGAUCGAGGGAGGUCCAAAUCCAGCCAAGCAUCAAGGGACGAGCCCGUGCAUGGCGGCGAGAUAGAAGAAGAGACCUCUGACAGGGAUACACAGGCAAAUCCUUCUGCACACACACCAGUAUGUCCAUUUUUAUCAUCAUCGCCAUCCUCCCCUCCUGUGCCCUCCUCAUCCUCCUCUACAGCCCAGCCCAACAAACAACAGGAGCAGGCUUUCACUGAUCAUAACCACAAGUUGAGCAAAGACAAGCAGAUGGAGGAGACAAAUGGGGAAACAGACCAAACCAACGGGAGGAAGGUGCCUGUCCUCACCAAAUCAUUACAACCAGUGGUGGUGCUAGAGACUCUGAAUUCUGCACUUCAGAAGCAAGAAUCCCUAUCAUCAAAUGGCAAGUCAUCACCUACGGCUGAGCCAGGAAGCAGCUCGGAGGAGCAGGACGGGGAGGAGAGCUUGUCUGGACAGGACAGCAGCCAGGGCUCUAAGAGGAAGAGGCCGUCUGUGGACACAGAUACCGACAGAGACUCUGACGCAGACGAGAUCCAGCAGGAGAGAAAGAUCAAGAUCACACUGAGACAUGAGGACAGCUCAAACUAAAGUGGACAAAAAUUACAUCACAUAAACUGGAUAAUAUAAUAAAUUACCCCUUAUUUUAGACCUCAGGAAAACAUAUGGGAAGUCAAUAUCUCCAUAUACCAUACUCCUCAUUCAAUCUCCACUAAUUCUUUCGCCUCAUUCUUCAGAUCAUCAGCGGAAAUAACAUAAUAAAACACAGCACAGCAAUCUGACAAGCAUGAUGCAAAUUUGCUAAGGGCACAAAAAAACAUUUUAACUUAAAGCUCCAUUACUCCAAUUUGGGUUAUAUCAAUUAAGGCUUAUGGCUGAAAUGCAUUAAUUUCAUAUCCACAUUAAACUGAAGAUUAUCGACCUGUGAGUGCCAGUAUUCAGUUUGCUUUGAUUUUUUGUUCCAACCGUGCCCCCAAUGAAGUGUAUUUACAAUCAUCUCAAUGGUGCACCACAGCAGUUUUAAACAUCUGUAUAUCAUAGCCAAACUAAUUAUGACAACUUUGAAAAAUAAAUUACAAAUCAAACAAGGGUUAUGAUGAUUUCCAGAAACUCUUUAAAAUCUUUAGACAAAUUUUGCCGUCCACCUUCCUGUUUUAUGCUGUAAAGCAAUGUACGGAUGAGGCACUAAAACAUAGUAUAGAAACUGGUAGCGGCUGCCAAUCUGUCAAUCAUUUGUCGUGUUUGUUUACAGUAAUCAGACCAAUGUUUCACAAUGAAUAUAGGAAUGAUUUAUUUAUGCUAAAAUUAUAUACAUACUGCUUUUAAAAUGUGUGGGUGUCAAGCUAAAAGCAAGGCCGUUUCAGUUCCUGAAAUGUUUUCACUCAAUUGCCAUGAUGCGUGUACACAUUUUUUUGUUUUUGAUGGCGCCAGUGGAAACUAGAUCGUCAAACCCCACAGUGUCAAUGCCUGCAAAAGUGUUCUGUUGGUUGUCAACCUGGGGAUAAAAUCAGGGGCUCAGAAGAACCUCAACUCGUGCUUUUUUCACUGAAUGUGUUUACAUGCAUGCAAUAUUUUGCUAUAAACAGGACACCUACUUGUUUGUGUUUGUGAGUUGGAUUUAUGAACACCAUUCAGAGCCAGUCAAAGUGUGAAGAGUGAAAAUGGCUACCCCCAUAAGUUUUUUUUAAAAAUGUUUUUUAUGAAUUUCAAUGAAUUGCUUCUGUUAUAACAUUAUGAUAAAUAUUCAGUGUACUAGCAAAAAUAGCUCUUCCAUUAAAAUAAUUUCAUUUUUUUCUCCCAUCAAGGUCAAACACUGUCAGCUAAAUGUGGGUGUGAAUGUUGCCUACAAACUCUUAAUAACUCAAAUGUUAAUUUUAAAUAUUUCCCAUACACCCUUUUUCACUUCAGCGUUAAUGCUUCUUUCCUGGCAAUGCUGUCAACCUCAGCCUGGCUAUUUCUGCCACAAAGUGCCUCCUCUCAGCCUGCCCUAAAAAUGACAAAUAAAGAAAAAAAGAAGAGAGAAGCAUGUUCCUCUUCCUCUUUUUCGUUUUCAGAGAACACAUAUUUUGCAAGUCUUAAAUUUCCACUCCCAGCUGUGACACAGCUUGUGUUAAUUCAGGGUAUACGGAGUGAGGUGAUAAAGGCUGGGUUACAGUAUCAGACUGGUAUAUACUUGUACUUUUGAAACACAAUGUUGUAUUAUCACCAAAUCUGUAUCAUUUUUAUCAAAUGCACCUUUUUUGCAAAGAUUGUAGUUUAUAGCGUGUGUGUGACUUUAUUAAAUAGGAAAAGCAACUUCAGUUGAGUAGUCCUAAUGUUUUUAAUAUUGAUUUUUACCGUUUCUAACAUGUCACUCUAAUACCAUUAGAGGCCAUUAUGUACUUGGUCAACAGUCAGUGGAGCACUAAAGUCAUAGAGAAAGCACUGUGGCAAAAUGGCCUUUCCCUGCCACUCAUAUCAGCCUGUUAAUAAUACUGUGAUUGAUUUCACUGCUGUAUAUAAUGUACUGUCACGCUUUGACUUUGACUUUUCAAAUAUGCUCCUCUACCAAGCUAAACACUACGUUGUUGUUUGAGCAAUUACAUAUUUUUUUUCAUUUGUUUAGAAUUUUGAGUAUAAUGUGACCACCCUCCUUGAUACUACUGUAUUAAUGCACUAUAUGAUGUAAUGCUGUAAUA